Molecule: messenger RNA, 1461 nt
Organism: Nyctereutes procyonoides (raccoon dog)
Lineage: Eukaryota; Metazoa; Chordata; Mammalia; Carnivora; Canidae
Gene: CCDC163
Product: CCDC163 homolog
Exons: 10
Coding region: 399-1322 (307 amino acids)
Source: RefSeq, a predicted model, not a curated record
GAGAGAUGAACUCGGUUUCCCUAGUGGCGCUGCGGCUGCAAGUCCAAAAUCAGACUUUCCCGGUCUACAGAACGGUUUGAACCAGGUGGCGGCUGUAGUCGCUGGCACAAGUUCGGGGUGAUAAUGCCUGUGUCUUGCAUCUGGAGAGGUCUGGAUCAAGAAUCGGCACUCUCAAGUCCCACCUGAUAUCUGCUUAUCAGAGUAUUUCGCCUUUCCCCUAGAUUCCCCAAGCGCCGUUCCCUGCUAGUCCUAGUUUUGGCCUGAUAUUGCAUCCCUACCUUUACUAUUACUUCCUCAGUCCCCACUCUGACGUGUGGUUUUACUGGGGCUGUGCCUCGGGUAUUCCAGGCUAGGAGAGCAAGGCUAGGAGACGCCAGGAGGAAACCUCGCAGAAGGUUAUGAGUAGGAGCCUGAGCUGGUCUGAGCACCUCGACGCACUUCUCAAUGCUACUAAUGGAAAUAUAGCCAGGAUUAAGCAGCAUCUGUAUCCUCUUGGAGUCUCCACAGCAGCAGGAGACCUGCCUGGGACCUGGAUUUCCCCUCAUCAUUUGCCUCCACAGUCUGGAGGCCAAGCUCAACAGUCUUGGUUAGAGACUCCCUUUGCUCCGGAGAGGCUGAGUUGGGCUGAGGCCCACAGAGAAUCUUCUCUCUGGGCUGAAGUUAUUAUUCUCCGGUCCCAGCUUCAGUCCCAGGCUCAGGUGACUGAGACACUGAGGAAGGCUGUGCAGGGGCUGCUGGAAGAGCGAGAGCUGCAGAAGUAUCAGAUCCGUGCUCUGGAAGCAUCACUAAGGCUGCUGCAGGGGGGUCCAGAGCAGAGAGCCCUCCUCUUGGAGCAACGCGUGGAGGGUCUGAGAAAGGAACUGCAGUGCCUUCGAAGCCAGGUGCAGAAACAGGCCCAAGCCCAAAUACAAACAGGACCACGAAAGUGCAGCGCUACUAGUGGUCUUCACCAAGAGUUGCAGAAUGAGCGGCGACUCCUAUGGGAGGAGUCAGAGAUUCUUCGGGAGGAUCUAAAGCUGCUGCGGGACCAGCUGAGUCAGCACCAGGAGCUGCUGCUGAAACAGAUGGCUGAGGGGCAGCAAGCUCAGGCCCACAGCUGGAAGAUGUUGGAGGAACUGCAAAGUGGCCAGGAGGGCAAAGAUCAAACUGUGGAGGCUGCCACAGGACAGAGGCCCAGGAUGCCCCAUGCGAUCACAACCUCCUCAGGACCUCCGCUCACAUCCUCCAGUCUAAGAUUGCCCCUGUUCACUGGUUAUCUUUCUUCAUCUAGCUCUGAAGUCAGUCUUCUAGACAAUAACAGCAACUGGAAACCUUUAAUAUAGCUAGAUCUCCAGAGGAGCACACUUUCUAACCUGGAGCCCAGCAGCUUACAGCUAUAGGCCCAGAGCCUUGAGCAGGAGAAACUCUUCUUUAAGGGCCGGCCCCACAAUGUUCCUGAGUGACCUGUAAGGACUUGUAAGA